CGUUUCACUGUGGAAAAUAUAUUUUUUCCCACAUUUCCAAACUUUGAAACGGGUCAAUUUUGACCCGCAGGACGACACGAGGGUUAAGCGACUUAAGUUGUCAAAACAUCUCGAGGCCUCCCCUGGUUCAAACUGCCUCACACUCCACCAACCAACUGGAACAGCGGCUCCAACGCCAUCACAUCACAACCGCGACUAACGUCCGUCUGUCAUGGCAACCGUGUUUCUGGUAGUUCGGGUGAUCAUACGACUACCAAACUUCAUAAACCGUCACUCGAGAGUUGAGUUGUGGAGCUGCAUCCUUCGUUUUUCACCAUGAGGGGUGUGGCUGCUCUUGUUUUGCUGCUGUCAGGUCUGCGUCUGAGUCGACCUUGUUACAGAGAGGCAACGAUUCUGAUCUGCCAGGAGAUCCCAUCAUAUUUUGACCCUGGUUGUUCCACUCUGGUGAUGUUCCCUAAAAUGUUGGAGAGAUCAACUCCACGGUGUUCCACAGUGACAGCCUCAUCAACAUUACCAAGCUCACCUUCAACAACGCCGGCAUCACAGCAAUCGAAGAAUCCGCCUUCAGCUCGCUUCCUAAUCUCAGAAAUCUCAGUUUAGAUGGGAACAUGUUGUCACAGACGAGCCCAGGCUGGUUUGGAGAUCCUUCUGUCCUCGCUGAGAUCAGUCUGACACAAAAUCUAUUUGAAGUUGUCACCAAGUUCAUGCUUGACGGACUCGUCAACCUGAAAACUCUGCGACUGAAUAAGAACAGAAUCAGAAUGAUUGGUGUUAUGAGUUUCAGCUCCCUGACCAUGUUGGCUGAGUUGGACUUGUCUGAGAACAGGUUGACUCGAGUCUCACCCCAAGUCUUCAGGUCUCUAAACUCCACCAGGAUCAGACUGGACGGGAACCCCUGGGACUGUUCAUGCGGAGUCCAAGACUUUGUCGACUUCCUGAAAGAGCUACGGAGCAGAUCUCUGCUGGACAGACAGAUGGACGUGACCUGUGAGACUCCACCGUCUCUGAAGGGACGACCUGUUUGGAACGUGUCGGUCUGUACGACAUCUUCACCUGAAUCACCAAGAAGUGACCCUGGACCCACUGAUGCACCAGUAACACGCCCUGCAUCCACUGGAUCCCAUGUGACGUCACCUCUGUCAGGUACAAGCUCCUCCAUCCACCCUCAACCAACCAAGUUUCCUUCUAAACCUACAGGGCCGACUGUUCCUGCAGCUUCUUCAUCACAGCCCCCACCAGACACAAAUAUCGUCUGCAUAUUUUCUGCUGUAAUCGUGGUCCUGUGCGUGCUGCUGUUUGUGGUGGGUUUCCUGGCUUUGCAUCGCAGACGGAAACGCCAAAACAAAACCGUGACGCCCGUACGUCCGACAGAAGAGAAGAAGAAGAAGCUGGAAGAAGAAGACGGCUUGAGCGGAGACCUGGAGGAGGGUUGGAGGAAAUCUUUUACCGGAGUCAGAGCGAAGUCGGCAAAUGCAGUCAUCCUCACGUCUCAUUUUUGUGUUUCUGGGAAAGAUCAGGUGACUUUACAAAGUGAGAAAACAGAAAACCGAGAUGAGCGGAAGCAGAAAGUGGUGGAUCAAAGUGGAGCAGAAGAAGAAGGAGGAAGUCAGACAGAAAAUCUCACAAACACCACAGACAUAAUGGAGAAAAGUAAGAAGACAGUGGAACUUAGUAGGAAUGUAGACGAUCUUUGUGUAGUUCCUUAUCUGAGCAUCGGAACCAACCGGAACAAACAAAGUCCUGAUGAAGAAUCCACAGAAAGUCAGGGAACAAAGAUGGGAAAAGUGAUGGGGAGGACCUCCACCUGGCCUCCGACUGCAGCUCAGUGGCAGGAAAGAUGCAAAAUGAGAGAAAAAGAAGAAGAGGGGGAGGAGGGGGAGGAAGGUGAUGGCUACAUUUUCGAGGCACAAAACAUAACCAAGAAGUUCCCAGGUGAAGAGAAGAUGGAGAUGGAGCAGGAAGUGGAAACAAAUAUGAACUCCCAUGAUGCCUCAGAGCAGCUAAAGAAGGAACCAGAGCUCCAGGAAGCCACUAAUAAAGCCCAAAAGAGUCAAACCCAAGACCUGAAACCUGUAGAAGAUCCUCCACAGGAGAGCAGCAGCAAAUCAGACGUGAGGAAAGAACCGAGUCGAGCUGCGACCAGCAGACGUAGAGCUGAAACCAGAGCUGCUGCUGCUGCAGGAUCCAAGCCUCCGUCCGGUGGAGCUUCACCCGACGACGAAACGCUGCUGUCGGGAAACGAGUACGCCUUCAUGGACCUGCUGCACGAGGUCUCUCAGAACAACGGCCGCUGGACCAGAGAGAGGUGGAGGCAGAUGCAGGCCAACAAGCAGCGGAGAUAAAACAGAUGUCGAUAAAGGUUUCUGGCUGGGUGGAGAUGUAAUCAACUAACCAGCCACACCGAGGAAGUGCACCAGGCUAUGUAAGCCAGCUGCAUCUGCUCAGCUCCACACCACACCUCACCUCCAGCAAGCCAGCCAGCAAGCCA
Molecule: messenger RNA, 2488 nt
Organism: Acanthochromis polyacanthus (spiny chromis)
Lineage: Eukaryota; Metazoa; Chordata; Actinopteri; Pomacentridae
Exons: 8
Coding region: 609-2342 (577 amino acids)
Cellular component (GO): plasma membrane
Molecular function (GO): protein binding
Source: RefSeq, a predicted model, not a curated record